Molecule: messenger RNA, 5736 nt
Organism: Salmo salar (Atlantic salmon)
Lineage: Eukaryota; Metazoa; Chordata; Actinopteri; Salmoniformes; Salmonidae
Product: neuronal-specific septin-3
Molecular function (GO): GTP binding
Source: RefSeq, a predicted model, not a curated record
UUUGACCCCCCUAAACCUCCCCCCAGAGCACACUAUCCCAGCAGCCUCUCUGUCUCAGCUAGCCCAUCCCUCAGCAGUCUGGACAGCUCCGGUGGUGACCUCACUCCUCUUCCUGCCGCCAACCACCACCUCUCCUACAACAACAUCAACCCCUCCCUCCCCCGCUCUCCCCCACCUACCUCCCCCCCGGGGGCCAAGCCUGUCCCUAAGGUGAGCCAGUCCCCUGUCCCCCUGUCCCCCGCCCAGACCCCUCAGCUCAACCUGCUCUCCCUCAGACCUCAGGUAGGACACCUGGCCCCCUCCACCCCCCUGCCACUGGAGCACACCCAGCCACGGGAAAUGAUGUCAGAGAGAGAAAGCGUGGGUUCCAUCCUGCAGAGGAUCGCUUCCUUCUCCCGUCCCGACGCCAUGACGACCACCAGGGUUCUGAGCGGGGUUGCCCUUAGCAACGGGGUGAAGAAGGAGAGCCCACCACCGAUGAAGCGUCAGGAGCGUGUUUCCUCACCUCCACCAUCACCUCUACCUGUGGCGGUGCAGAGACAGGGGCUAAAGAGAGUGCAAGACACAACUAAGGUGCUGGAGCAGGAGAUACCCGCCUCGAUGGAGGAGAGAGGGAUGGAGGAAGUAGAACCGGCAUCAGUAGAAGACAAACCAGCAGCAGAGAAAGCUGUGGAGGAGGGAGAGGCACAGAAGACAGAGGAUAGCACAGCGCAGAAUAAAGGGACGGAAGAGAGAAAGAUGGAGGGAGAAGUAGACGUAGAGGGAGAGAUGGAGGGAGAGGUAGAGGUCGUGACCCCUUGCCCUACAGAGAGCCAUGGUCUCCAGGGAACCAUUAAAGGUCAUGACCUCUUCGGCUACGUGGGCAUCGAGGCUGUUCUGGACCAGAUGAGACGCAAGACCAUGAAGGCUGGCUUCGAGUUCAACAUCAUGGUCGUGGGUCAGAGUGGACUAGGGAAGUCUACCCUGGUCAACACUCUGUUCAAGUCUAAAGUCAGCCGCAAGUCCUGCAGCCCUAACUACGAAGAGAAGAUCUCCAAGACUGUCAAACUGCAGUCCGUCAGCCAUGUGAUAGAGGAAAAGGGAGUGAAGAUGAAGCUCACAGUGAUUGACACUCCAGGAUUCGGAGACCAGAUAAACAACGAAAACUGUUGGGAGCCUAUUGUGAGUUAUGUUAAUGAUCAGUAUGAGAGGUACCUGAAAGAAGAGCUGUACGUCAACAGGAAGCCGAGGAUCCCUGAUACACGCGUCCACUGCUGUGUCUACUUCCUGCCUGCCACCGGACACUGGUUACGUCCCAUAGACGUGGAGUUCAUGAAGAGACUGGGGAAGAUAGUCAGCAUCGUACCGGUCAUCGCUAAGGCAGACACACUCACUAUGGAGGAGAGACUAGAGUUCAAACAGAGGGUAAGACAGGACCUGAAGGCCAAUGGGAUCCGAGUAUACCCUCAGACUGAGUACGACGAAGAUCCAGAGGACAGGAUACUCAACGACAAGAUCAGGGAAAACAUUCCGUUUGCGGUGGUGGGGACAGACAAGGAACACCAGGUAAACGGGAACAAGGUCCUGGGCAGGAAAACCAAAUGGGGCAUCAUAGAGGUUGAAAACGUGGCGCAUUGUGAGUUUACCAACUUGAGAGAUCUGCUGAUUAGGUCCCACCUGCAGGACCUGAAGGACGUGACCCACAACAUCCACUAUGAGACAUUCCGCGUCAGGAGGCUGAACGAGAGUAACCUGACCGUCCACGGUCUGGCCCUGUCCUGCUUUCCAAUGGAGAACGGGACCCACGGAACCAACGGAACCUCGGACAGGAGCGAAUCAGAGAGCCACCUCUGAGGGGGACCACAGAGUGCGUCGCACACAGCAGUAGCUCCAGCUUCCUGCUCACAGCUUCCUGUUUCCUGUUUUGACUGCAAAAUCGUUGGCCGACUGCUUCCCCCAAUCGGAACACGAGAAAGAGAGCGAAAAAAAGAAAGAGGAGCUUUUCUUUUAACAAAGGAGAGAUGUUUUCGGUGGCCACCACACCUUGGAUUUUGAACAUUUUAUUGAGUUUUACUAAAGACAUUAUUGAUAAGAAAUGCAUUUAAACUUCAUAUAUAAAUAUAUUUUCUCAGAAUGAGUUUAUAUUUCCUGGAAGCAGGGUCACACAGGGCUGGAAGAGCAGAGAGAGAUGGGGAGAGAAAAACAGAAAAAGAGAGGGGGAGAUUGAUGGAUGGAAAGGGGGAGAGUGAGGAAUGGAGAGAAGUAUGUAAACAGAGAGGGAGAGAGGGGUAGGGUGAGAGAUGGAGAGAGAGAUAAAACAGAGAGGGAGAGUGAGGGAUGGAGAGAGAGAGGAAGAGAUAAAAAUAGAGAGGGGGAGAGAGAGGAGGUGUGUUAUGUGCUCAGACAAUGUUAUUUCUGCAAUACCAAUGUUUAUGCAGUGUCAUUGUUCACACUCAUACUACCCCUGGAAUUCAGAAAACUGGAAUCACCUGCCUGAGAGUGAUUUACAGUAUACUGUAGCUAACACAGCUACAGCCUCCUGUAUUCUACAGUACCCAGGUCCAUUCUGCUACAGCCUCCUGUAUUCUAGAGUACCCAGGUCCAUUCAGCUACAGCCUCCUGUAUUCUAGAGUACCCAGGUCCAUUCAGCUACAGCCUCCUGUAUUCUACAGUACCCAGGUCCAUUCUGCUACAGCCUCCUGUAUUCUAGAGUACCCAGGUCCAUUCAGCUACAGCCUCCUGUAUUCUAGAGUACCCAGGUCCAUUCAGCUACAGCCUCCUGUAUUCUAGAGUACCCAGGUCCAUUCAGCUACAGCCUCCUGUAUUCUACAGUACCCACGUCCAUUCAGCUACAGCCUCCUUUAUUCUAGAGUACCCAGGUCCAUUCUGCAACAGCCUCCUGUAUUCUACAGUACCCAGGUCCAUUCAGCUACAGCCUCCUGUAUUCUACAGUACCCACGUCCAUUCAGCUACAGCCUCCUGUAUUCUACAGUACCCACGUCCAUUCAACUACAGCCUCCUGUAUUCUAGAGUACCCACGUCCAUUCAGCUACAGCCUCCUGUAUUCUACAGUACCCACGUCCAUUCAGCUACAGCCUCCUGUAUUCUACAGUACACAGGUCCAUUCUGCUACAGCCUCCUGUAUUCUACAGUACCCAGGUCCAUUCAGCUACAGCCUCCUGUAUUCUACAGUACCCAGGUCCAUUCAGCUACAGCCUCCUGUAUUCUAGAGUACCCAGGUCCAUUCAGCUACAGCCUCCUGUAUUCUACAGUACCCACGUCCAUUCAGCUACAGCCUCCUGUAUUCUACAGUACCUACGUCCAUUCAGCUACAGCCUCCUGUAUUCUACAGUACCCACGUCCAUUCAGCUACAGCCUCCUGUAUUCUACAGUACCCAGGUCCAUUCAGCUACAGCCUCCUGUAUUCUAGAGUACCCACGUCCAUUCAGCUACAGCCUCCUGUAUUCUACAGUACCCAGGUCCAUUCAGCUACAGCCUCCUGUAUUCUACAGUACCCAGGUCCAUUCAGCUACAGCCUCCUGUAUUCUAGAGUACCCAGGUCCAUUCAGCUACAGCCUCCUGUAUUCUACAGUACCCAGGUCCAUUCAGCUACAGCCUCCUGUAUUCUAGAGUACCCAGGUCCAUUCAGCUACAGCCUCCUGUAUUCUAGAGUACCCAGGUCCAUUCUGCUACAGCCUCCUGUAUUCUAGAGUACCCAGGUCCAUUCAGCUACAGCCUCCUGUAUUCUACAGUACCCAGGUCCAUUCAGCUACAGCCUCCUGUAUUCUACAGUACCCAGGUCCAUUCUGCUACAGCCUCCUGUAUUCUAGAGUACCCAGGUCCAUUCUGCUACAGCCUCCUGUAUUCUAGAGUACCCACGUCUAUUCAGCUACAGCCUCCUGUAUUCUAGAGUACCCAGGUCUAUUCAGCUACAGCCUCCUGUAUUCUAGAGUACCCAGGUCCAUUCUGCUACAGCCUCCUGUAUUCUAGAGUACCCAGGUCCAUUCAGCUGCAGCCUCCUGUAUUCUAGAGUACCCAGGUCCAUUCUGCUACAGCCUCCUGUAUUCUAGAGUACCCACAUCCAUUCUGCUACAGCCUCCUGUAUUCUACAGUACUCAGGUCCAUUCAGCUGCAGCCUCCUGUAUUCUAGAGUACCCAGGUCCAUUCUGGGUGUUAUUUGGGCACAGCAGAAAUGAUAUGGUCUAUAUCAGAUUUGUCAAACUCAUUCCACUGAGGGUCGAGUGUCUGUAUCUGUUUUUUCCAUUCAAUUAAAACCUAGACAACCAGGUGAAGGGAGAUCCUUACUAAUUAGUGACCUGAAUUCCUCCAGCAAGGACAAGGGUGGAGCGAAAACCUGCAGACACUCUGCCCUCCGUGAAAUGAGUUUGACACGUGGUCUGUAUGCUACUGUGUGAAUACUGCAAUGUGGCUUUGUUUGAAUUCCGCCCCGUUUUUCCAUCUCUCAAAGGACGGCAGCCUUUUUAACACUGUAUGAAUACUGGCAGAGCCAUAGCCUAGCCUAUGUAUGGCUUAUGAACCUCUUUCUAUAACACAGGCAUAGGCCUGUAAUAUAUUCAGAUGCUUCAUUUCAUUUAAUACGCAUGUUGACUUAAAAAAAAGAAAAUAUAUUUUUUCCAGAAAAGUACUUUUUGUUUGUUACCUUUUCCACCUGCGGUAAACGUCGAUACACACAUACAUAUCCAUACACACAUACAUAUCCAUACACACAUACAUAUCCAUACACACAUACAUAUCCAUACACACUUGUCCAUCCAUACAUACACAGUCCAGUUAACCUCCAAGGGCCUUUCUGUGUUGUGUAUAGAGGGAGUGCUAGAUCCCUUCUCUCUCCUUCCCGAUGGUGAGCUGUGCUGUUUGGAGAGAGGGCUCCACCUAGAGGCCAAGUGGAGGAAUGACCGGAGUCAGAGACAAGAGGAUACAAACUGUACUCUCUCACCAGUGUCUAGGGUUGCAAAAUUCCCAGUAGCUCUCAAUGAUACUAUGUUAUGGGAGAGACAGGAAAUGAUGUAGACAAGAUUAGAUUAGCCCAGUUUACCCUCCUCUGUUGUAUGGCUUUGGAUGUGCCUAACUGUAACUUAGAGACCCAAACUUCCUGUUUAACGUUAACAUGUAAAUGUGAUGCUAGGGGGGCCGCUUUCCGGACACAGAUUAAGCCCACUUCGUCCUAUAAGCCUUCUCCAUUGAAAGUGUUUCGUAGUCCAAGACUAGGCUUAAUCUGUGUUGGGGAAACUGGUCCUAUGAUAACCAUGUAUGUGUGUGUUUGCCCAUUCAAAGCCUGUUGUGUCUUCACAGACUGACUGCCUCUUCUUUAACUACUGAUCAGCUGUCUGUUUUUAGACCAGAUCACUAGAUCAUCACCCACUGUUGUCCAUUAAAGGCUCAUCUCUCUCUCAUUUAUAUAGCUAGUGUUGACCUGGUACACAGCUGCCUAUGACUUACAGGCAUCUUGUACACACACACACACACACACACACACACACACACACACACACACACACACACACACACACACACACACACACACAUAAACACACACACACACACACACACACACACACACACACACACACACACACACACACACACACACACACAGACCCACCCAUGACGUGAUAAUGUUUGUGUUGUUUAUCUCCUGCCUCUGAUGUUUUAUAUUGUUGUAGCCUAAUGUUCUGUAAGCUGCAUCCUGAUAGACCUUGUUUUACACAUUAAUAAACACCAUUGAUUUAAACGUCA